This is a messenger RNA of Anas platyrhynchos (mallard), 2964 nucleotides long. RefSeq names its product TAL bHLH transcription factor 1, erythroid differentiation factor (gene TAL1). Gene Ontology annotation, biological process: regulation of transcription by RNA polymerase II. NCBI's taxonomy places the organism in Eukaryota, Metazoa, Chordata, Aves, Anseriformes, Anatidae. Gene Ontology annotation, molecular function: protein dimerization activity; RNA polymerase II cis-regulatory region sequence-specific DNA binding; DNA-binding transcription factor activity, RNA polymerase II-specific. The record is from RefSeq and is a predicted model, not a curated record.
UAGUGUUCCGCUCUCCAUACUAAAUAGGAAACUGGACGUGAUGUGGAAUUAGAGCCUACCCAGCUGAAGCCACCCAACACUUACUACAAAUAUAGCCGCGCCGCGUAGGCCACAAAAUGGCUCCACUCACUUUUCCCAAUGAAAAGCAAAUGGAUUUAGCAGUUUUAUCCCGAUGCGGGUGUCCUUCCUCUCUGUAAAGUCGUAAGUACCUUGAGGUGGGAGGAGUAAAUUCAGCCUGACACCGAGAGCGCUUUUGUUGAAACAGGAGAGACUUGCGGUGUCCCUACUUAAAUAUGACACAUGACGAUGGACAGGCCGCCCGCCCCGCCGCCCCCCAGUGACCCCCGCGAUGCCCGCCCCCCCCGGCGGCACGACUCGGAAGCGGAGCCCACGACCGAGCCCGACGGCAGCCGGGGGGGCAUGGAGGCGCCGCCGGAGCCCCAGCUGCUGCUCAAUGGGGCGGCCAAGGAGGCGGGCCGGCCCUCCCCCGGGCCCCCCGCCGCCGCCGCCGUGCCCGUCAUCGAGCUGGUGCGCCGGGGGGGCUCCCUGGACAUAAAAAGCCGGGAGGCGGCGGGGGAGGCGAUGCAGAGAGCGCCGGGCUCCGAGCCGUGCCGAGCCGCCGAAGCCGCCUGCGAAGCCCGCAUGGUGCAGCUGAGCCCCCCCGCGCUCCCGCUGCAGCCCCCCGGCAGGGCCAUGCUCUACAACCUGGGGCAGCCGCUGGGAGCCAUCGGCAGCGGGUUUUUCGGCGAGCCCGACUCCUUCUCCAUGUACGGCGGCAACCGGGUGAAGAGGAGGCCCUCGCCCUACGAGAUGGAGAUCAACGACGGUCCUCACACGAAAGUGGUUCGCCGCAUCUUUACCAACAGCCGGGAGAGGUGGAGGCAGCAGAACGUGAACGGAGCCUUCGCCGAGCUCCGCAAGCUCAUCCCCACUCACCCGCCCGACAAAAAGCUGAGCAAGAACGAGAUCCUGCGCCUGGCCAUGAAAUACAUCAACUUCCUGGCCAAGCUGCUCAACGACCAGGAGGAAGAAGGAAACCAAAGGGGCAAAGGGAACAAAGACUCGGGGAUCGUCCAGGAAGACCUCCUGCAGGAUAUGUUGUCUCCUAACUCCAGCUGUGGGAGCUCUUUAGAUGGCGCGGCGAGCCCGGACAGCUUCACGGAAGAGCACGAGGCGCUGGACUCGAAGCACACGCGGGGCCUGCACCACGCCAUCCUCCCCGUAGAAGGCAACGCGCAGCGGUGAUGACCCCCACGGCGCUCCCCGAGCGCGAAGGGGGAGGCGAGACCCGGGCGGGUGGGAUUUUGGGACGCUCUGCCCUGGGGCUCGGGCUCCCCGUCCUCCUGGCCCAGGACGGGGCGGGCGGCGCGUUGGCCGAGAGCAAGGCCCGACGGGACAGACGCUCGGCGUUUAGGUACGGGACCGUACGAAGAAGAAAAGCUUUGAAGUCGUCUUCGUUGUACAUAUCGCUCGCGGCGUGACUCUGAGGAGGGGAGGGCGACGCAGCCAGCGCCUCUCCGGCACUUCGAGGGUUUUUCAGACCGCUUGAUGGCCACUUAAGCAGUCACCCAGCUGGGCCAGGAGACACCGAACUCCUCUUUCUCUCCAGCCGAGGCCGUGGACGUGGCACUGGAGGCCGCAGGGAGCUGCGGGCAUUGCUGCCUUUCCCCAGGAGCGCGUGUGGCUUCUCAGAGCCAGGGCCAUGGGGGCCUCUUGUCCGAGAGCUUUUGACUGUACCUUUUUAAAGAGGUGAAAAUGCCCUCAGCAAAAGAACUAUUAAAAGGAUUGAGACUUUUUCUUUUUCUCCUCUUCUUCUUCUUUUUAUUUUUUUUUCUCUGCCUUUCCCUUCUGCCCAGCUCUGGAUUGUUUGGGGUGUUGUAUUUAUGACGUGGGAUUACUUCUGUUUAAUGCCGUCACACAGUGUCCACUGAACAAAAGGUACAAGGGUGUUCUCUGCUCGCCACCGCCCUCCGUGUCCCCGAUUCCUCUGCUGGUAACGCAGCAGGCGAGGUCCCGAGGUGGUCUCCUUGAGCUUCCCCGGCGCUUUCUGUAGGGCAGAGCUCCUCUCGAGGAAGAUGAAUGUCAGGAUUGGUAAGGAGAGAAAACGUCGCCUCCCAUUGAACCAGGGACUUUUUUGGAUUGAAAAAAGCCAAGGGAAUCAAUGAUGCACCAGCAGCGUGCGUGUACAUAGGGUUGUAAAAGGGUUUUGGUGGUAUGCUUUGAAUUUUUUUUGGUUUUGUUGUGUGAAAGUGAUGGUCGUGCGCCCGUGCCGGUGCCCACAGGCUGGGCGCAAGGAGGCAUUCGGAGGCCCUUGCCUGGGUGAGGCUGUUAGGAGGCCGCAGCCUUCCAAAUUUCCUUGCAUAGGGUGAGUGCUAACAGCACCGUUGGGGUUAGCCUCCAAACCAAUAGCUUAGGUGGUUGCAGAACUGAGGGUCGUGAUGGACCCGAUAUUCUGAUCCCUGCCCCGGGUGGGUGUUUGGGAAGCAGAGGCCAGGCACUGGUGCUGUGGGGUGCCCCCCUCUCAGCCCAAUCUCUCCCUGUGCUCCAAGGCCCAGAAAUUGCCACAUUACCAUAAAAAACACACAUCCUCCGUAAGGGAAAGAGCCCUCUGAGCAGGGAUGCUUUCCAUCACACUAAUUCCUCCUCAGAGGUGCUGAGGUACAAGGGAACACAGGAUUUGUGCGUGUGCCUGCCAGCAUGCUCACGGCGUAGCCUGGUUGUUUCUAUCCUCACUUGUUUUUAGGGUCUUUUUGUAAAUAAUAAGCAUCAGGCUGACUUUUCCCACCCUGGGGCAAGCGCGUUAAGUGGGAUGUGUUCCCCACCAAGGGCUCCAAGCUCAAACAGGGGUUUCCAGCAUAGCCCCAAAUCCUCAGAAAUUGGCAGCUUCCCACGUUGUAUAUUGGGGAAAAAGAGGAAAAUGCCCUCUGGGGUCCAGACCACUCGUGCCAGGGGGUGCUGGAGUGA